Lentinula edodes (shiitake mushroom) is the source of this 3351-nucleotide messenger RNA. RefSeq names its product YT521-B-like domain-containing protein. The transcript has 4 exons. NCBI's taxonomy places the organism in Eukaryota, Fungi, Basidiomycota, Agaricomycetes, Agaricales, Omphalotaceae. The record is from RefSeq and is a predicted model, not a curated record. Gene Ontology annotation, cellular component: nucleoplasm. Bases 264 to 2906 code for a protein of 880 amino acids. Gene Ontology annotation, molecular function: N6-methyladenosine-containing RNA reader activity; mRNA binding. Gene Ontology annotation, biological process: regulation of alternative mRNA splicing, via spliceosome; mRNA splicing, via spliceosome.
GUGUAUCUCAUUGCACCCGACCUCGUGGGUUGAUUUUUUUUCCCGACGCGAUAUUGGCAUUUCGGGCUUGAAUUGAUUUCUCUCUCUGUCUCUAUACGAAAAGUUAUGCCUGUCUCUUACUUUCUGCACCUUUAGAUUUUUUCUCCCGGUCUGGUGGAGGUACAUCAGUUUUAUAUGCUCUCUCCUAAACGAUCUCCUCACAUAAUCUCGAAGACUCAUCAGAAUUGGCUAGUCCACACAACUUGGGCGCAAGUGCAGCAUUAAUGCCGGGUGAUGCUAGUAGUAGAGGCAUGUCAGAUCAUGUCGGAGGAAGUAAUAGACGAGCAUCGUCUUACAGCCAGUCUAAUCAACCCAGAAGGCCCCCUCAUAAUACUACUGCUCACUCUCAAUUCUCGCUGGAAAAUCCUCCUGGGUCCACCCAUGGUCCUUCUCCCCAUUAUCCUCCGCCUUCUCAGUAUGGCCAUCGGUCCGGCUUCUUUGGACAAUACACGAUGUCCCCUCAGCCUCCAAUGGCAAUGGCGCCCUCCAAUCCAACGUACGGGUAUCCACAUGGAUUCCAGAAUUUGCCGGAGAACACUAUGAUUCCUCAAAAUAUACACGCGAGUUAUCAGUCCAUGUUACCUCCGGCACCUGUCUAUUCGUACCAGCGCCAUGGCUCAGAGGGCACCUCACCAGGAUUUUCUAGCCAGCCCAUGUUUUCUCAUCCUUCACAGGGUAAUUCUCCCUCUCCUCCUAUGUCUUCGCCAUCUACCUCACAAAACACCACUCCACCGUACCCCAAUCACGGGCAAUUCCACUCUUUACGUUAUCCCUCUUCCAUGUCACCCUCUCCAUAUCCUUAUUCCCACCAUUCUUACUCUUCUUCUCCUGUGUAUCAGUCACAAUAUGCACCGGCGCCUUAUCCGCCGCAUUUCACUUCUCCGGCUGAGAUUGAAGGUCAGGGUACUUGGUGGUAUCUUCCUCAUGCAACGCCGAACGCUCCAUCAUAUCCUGGACAUUACCCUAUGAACUAUUCUCCCGUUCACCAAGAACUGGAAAAUACAUACACAGCCACUCCUGGAGCGUCUGUUCCAGCCAGCUAUCCGAUAUCCCCUGUUCGAUCUCCUGCUUCAAUAAAUUCUGCGCGUAAGCCCCCUUCCUCCCUUGCCGCUUCCGGAGAAGAAAGCCCCGCGCAUCCUUCUCCUGGACCCAUUGCUUCUUCGUCGAAAUCUGUCUCUGGAGAAAGACCGUCCGCCGCUCGUCGUCCUUAUCAUCCCAACCCGCCAUCUUAUCGUUCAGAAUGGGUCAUGUGGGCCGGCAAUGUUCCAUCGGAUGCUACCCACGAUGAACUAUGGCGGUUCUUCAGUCAAUCUGAUGAUACAGCCUCCUCUUCAGGAGUUAUUUCCAUCUUCCUCAUUUCGAGGUCUAGUUGCGCUUUCGUUAAUUAUGAGAAUGAAGCUAAACUACAUGCUGCGAUUGCUAAAUUUAAUGGGGUACCAUUGCGUUCUCAUGAUCCCCGGUGUCCUCGAUUAGUUUGUAGGGUCCGGAAAGUGGAUGACGAUCUCAAGGCUGGUGUUGGCGGGCAGCGUGGAGUCGGUAUGCAUGCAAAGUGGUUAAGGGAUCAGCGGGAAAUGGCAAAGGGCAAGAAAAAGGCCACCGAUCUGUCGGACCACUCAGACCUCGACGAUUCAAAUUCUUCCAUUGCUGCUCUUUCUGCCUCUGUAUCGAGUGAUGAUGAUACUCGACUACCUUUCGUUAAGGGGACACAUUCCAAUAGCUCCGGCUCUUACGCCUCUACGAAUUCAAGUUUACUUACUCGGCAUUUUCCGAAACGCUAUUUUAUCCUCAAAUCUUUGUCACAAUAUGACCUUGAUCUCAGCGUUCGAGAAAAUCUCUGGGCCACUCAGAAGCACAACGAGGGUAUCCUAGAUCAAGCUUAUCGUACGAGUAAUGAAGUUUACCUGAUUUUUGGUGUGAAUAAGAGCGGCGAGUUCUAUGGAUAUGCGAAAAUGGCAGGACCAGUGCGUAAAGGAGAGCAGCGUGUCCCCUGGGCUAGUCGACCAGAUUCAUCCGCAUCCUCUCGGUCUUCCCUCUCCCCCAUCACUAGUCGUGCCCCUAUUUCUGAUACAAUAUUAGAGGAGCCAAAUAGUCCUUCAUCACAAGAAAAUCCGGCUUCUCCUCCUGCGAGAAAUUUUUUUCCAGCGCGUGAAAAUCGACUGGUGGAGGCUUCACCCGUGCCAGUUUCACCUCCCUCGGUGCCUCCGCAGCAAUCUAGUCAAACUUCAGUUGCGUCUGCGCCUGCCGAGCUAGGUACUCUGCAUCACAGAAUUACCAUGAGCACUCCCUCCGUAAAACUCAGCCUCGACAAUCGCUGGAAACCCAAACUGCACUCUGCUCAAGCUCAUUUUCAUAGUGCGUCGCAGGAAGACUUCGAGCUGGACGAAUCUGCUCCAUUCCGGGCCAUACGUAGCGAAAGCAGCGGUAACAGACUGGAUGAGGAUUUAUCCCGAAUAAGGCUGAAUUCAGUGGAGGAGGUGGAAGAGAGAACAGAGGAUCUGGAGAAGGCCAUGGACGGAAAGCCUGAGACCUGGGGCGAACCUUUCAAGGUCGAGUGGCUCUGCACUGAUCGACUUCCCUUCUUUCGAACCCGUCAUCUUCGAAAUCCCUGGAAUCACGAUCGAGAGGUCAAGGUUUCGAGAGACGGAACAGAAAUUGAACCUAGUGUAGGGGAGCAAUUAUUGCAGGAAUGGAGUAAGCUGGUAGAGGACGGAAGUCAUCAGGAUUCCGAUCCAGCUCCAAGCAACGCUGCUUCAGUUGCCAAGCCAGCUUCAAAACGAUCCGGAUCGAGUUCGAAAUUGGCGCCUGCUAAUCCCGGACCAAAAGGUGCAAAAGACAGAGAACCGGGUCUGUCUACUUCACGAUCAUAAUAUACGAAUACAAUCGUUGAAACCACAACCAAAAUCCCGCGCCGCCAACAAUUCACUGAGCUUUUUGCUUGGCGCAGUAAUGACACAUGCACAGUCAGGCUGAUCUCCUGUAGUGUUCAUUCACGAGACAGGAUCUGCUUGUCAUUCACGAUACAAGAACUGUCACACUCCUUUAUAAUUCACGUCUUCCGGUGUUUCAUGGGGCCUUGUAUAGGCACGUCUUGUUAUCACCACUAAUCGCUUUCCAUCGUGCAUUUCUCACUGUUUACUUUCUGGUUUUGUUUUGUGUGUCCUCAAAUUCUCAAUUCUGUAGCAAUAGACAUCCACGAACAGUAUUACUGUAGCACUUCGUAUAACUGGCAAUACACACGUGCGCCGUUGUGCGCGAGUUCCCUCAACUCUAGAAUGUGGUGCUUAUACGCAUUGAAAAUAACGCUAACGUCAG